UGCUCCCAGAGCCUCAGCACCAGCACCAAGAUGGUGGCCCUGGGCCCGCCGGCCCGCACGCUGCGGGCCCUCCUGCGGGAACUGCGGUACUUGAGCGCGGCCACAGAACGGCCCUACAGGGACACAGCAGCCUAUCGGUACCUCGUGGAGGCCUUCCGGGCGCACCGGGUCACCAGUGAGAAGCUCUGUAGAGCUCAACAUGAGCUACACUUCCAAGCUGCUACCUAUCUUUGUCUUCUUCGAAGUACUCGGAACCAUGUGGCCCUUCACCAGGAAUUUCAUGGGAAGGGUGAACGUUCUGUGCAAGAGGCUGCUGGUGUGGUGGGUCUCAAGUUGCCCCAACAGCCUGGAGGGAAGGGCUGGGAGUCUUGAGAACAAAAAGGUUCACUGGAUGCUGCCUUCAUACAAGAACUUCACAAUUAUCUCUGUUUUCUAACUUGUAUUGAUGAUUAAAUUUGAAAUGUGUUCACAAAAA
Messenger RNA from Vombatus ursinus (common wombat), 475 nucleotides. It is a transcript of the gene FMC1, whose product is annotated as formation of mitochondrial complex V assembly factor 1 homolog. Lineage: Eukaryota; Metazoa; Chordata; Mammalia; Diprotodontia; Vombatidae. The coding region runs from base 31 to 372 and encodes 113 amino acids. Gene Ontology annotation, cellular component: mitochondrion. The transcript is spliced from 2 exons. The record is from RefSeq and is a predicted model, not a curated record.